Messenger RNA from Frankliniella occidentalis (western flower thrips), 2358 nucleotides. Its product is annotated as fatty acid synthase. The coding region runs from base 1 to 2358 and encodes 785 amino acids. Gene Ontology annotation, biological process: fatty acid biosynthetic process. The transcript has 7 exons. The record is from RefSeq and is a predicted model, not a curated record. Lineage: Eukaryota; Metazoa; Arthropoda; Insecta; Thysanoptera; Thripidae. Gene Ontology annotation, molecular function: fatty acid synthase activity; oxidoreductase activity.
AUGGGGCCUUUGGUGGAAUGGUUUGCAACGUCCAACCCCAAGAACAAGACCCAAAUCACCCCCAUCAACCCCGAGGUGGCCCGCGUCGUAGCCGUGUCCGGCCGCACCGAGGAGGCCGUUGACUUCCUCCUGGACCAGGCCGAGCAGAACCGUGACGAGGAGUUCCUCAACCUGCUCGCCGACAUCCACAAGCAGAACAUCGCCGGCCACACCUACCGCGGUUACACCCUGGUCGGAGGCGCUGGUGACCCCAUGCGCGAGGUGGCUAUGGCCGGUGAGGCCGGCCGCCCCGUGUGGUGGGUGUUCUCCGGUAUGGGCUCCCAGUGGGGCGCCAUGGCCAAGUCCAUGAUGCGCCUCGAGCCCUUCGCCAAGGCCAUCAACACCUGCGCCGCCGCCCUCAAGCCCCACGGCGUCAACCUCAUCGACAUCGUGGUCAACAGUGACGCCAAGACCUUCGAGAACGUGCUCAACUCGUUCGUGUCCAUCGCCGCCGUCCAGGUGGCGCUCGUCGACACCCUGCACGCCCUGGGCAUGCAGCCCGACGGCAUCAUCGGUCACUCCGUCGGAGAGCUGGGUUGCGCCUACGCCGACGGCACCUUCACCGCCGAGCAGACCGUCCUGGCCGCCUACUGGCGAGGUCGCUCCAUCCUGGAGAGCAAGCUGGCCCCCGGUGCCAUGGCCGCCGUCGGUCUCAGCUGGGAGGAGGUCAAGGCCCGCGUCCCUGCUGACAUCGUCGCCGCCUGCCACAACUCCGCCGACUCCGUCACCAUCUCCGGUCCCCCAGAAUCUAUCAGCAAGUUCGUCUCCAGCCUGCAGGCCGAGGGCAUCUUCGCUAAGGAGGUGGCCAGCUCUGGCGUGGCCUUCCACUCCAAGUACGUCGCUGAAGCCGGCCCCAAGCUCAAGAAGAGCCUGGAGGCCCUCCUGCCCAACCCCAAGCCCCGCUCCUCCCGCUGGCUGAGUACCUCAAUCCCCGAGAAGGACUGGAACUCCCCUCUGGCCAAGCUCUCCUCCGUCGACUACCACGUCAACAACCUGCUGUCCCCCGUCCUGUUCGCCGAGGCUCUGCAGCACGUUCCCGAGAACGCCUGCGUGAUCGAGAUCGCCCCCCAUUGCCUGCUCCAGGCCAUCAUCAAGCGCGCCCGCGGCACCGGUGUCACCAGCAUCGGUCUCAUGAAGCGUGACCACCCCGACAACCUGAACUUCAUGCUCUCCAGCAUCGGAAAGGCAUACAUCGCCGGUGCCCAGCCCCAGGUCGGCCGCCUGCUCACCCCCAUCAAGUACCCCGUGUCCAGAGGCACCCCCAUGCUCGCCUCCAUGGUCAAGUGGGACCACUCCACCGAGUGGGCCGUGGCUGACUUCUCCGGCAAGGGCUCCCGCUCCGGUGAGAGCGUCAUCGAGGUCGAUGUGAGCAAGGACUCCGACAAGUACCUCACCGGACACACCAUUGAUGGCCGUGUUAUCUUCCCUGCGACUGGCUACCUGCACAUGCCCGUCGACGACGCCCGCGACGCCGCCUCCCUGCAGGUCGAGCACGCCUACAUCAACACCCUGUCUCGUGGUGACCUCUCCUCCCUGCGCUGGAUCGAGGGCCCCCUCACCUUCUACCGUCCCGAGAACCACCCCGGCGUCGAGAUGUGCAGCGUCUACUACGCGCCCCUCAACUUCCGUGACAUCAUGUUGGCCUCUGGCAAGCUGCCCCCAGAUGCGCUCCCCGGUGACCUCGCCGGCCAGGACUGUAUCCUCGGUCUCGAGUUCUCCGGCCGCGACUCCAAGGGUCGCCGCGUCAUGGGUAUGGUCGCCGCCCGCUCCCUCGCCACCACCCUGCUCGCCGACCCCGGCUUCAUGUGGGAGGUGCCCGACAACUGGACCCUGGAGCAGGCUGCCUCCGUCCCUGUGUGCUACGCUACGGCAUACUACGCCCUUGUUGUCCGAGGCCGCAUGCGCCGUGGAGAGUCCGCACUGAUCCACGCCGGUUCCGGUGGUGUCGGCCAGGCCGCCAUCGCCAUCGCCCUGCACAUGGGCUGCACCGUGUACACCACCGUCGGUAGCCAGGAGAAGCGCGACUUCCUCAAGAAGACCUUCCCCCAGCUCACCGACGCCAACAUCGCCAACUCCCGUGACUCCACUUUCGAGCAGCACGUGCUCACCCAGACCAAGGGCCGUGGUGUCGACCUGGUGCUCAACUCGCUGGCCGAGGAGAAGCUCCAGGCCUCCGUCCGCUGUGUGGCCAAGCACGGUCGCUUCCUCGAGAUCGGCAAGUACGAUCUGUCCAACAACAACCCCCUGGGUAUGGCUCUCUUCCUGAAGAACGUCACCUUCCACGGUAUCCUGGUGUCAAACACUUACAACAUAAUUUAA